UUCGUUCGGGAUAUUGACCAUUUCGAGUGGCUAGCGCUGCGCGGACCUCGCUGAAGGUCGUCGGAUCGAUUAAGUAACCGCGGUGUGUUUUAGGAAGCGAAGAAACGAGGAACGCGGUGAAAUGUCAAACAAGCGUGACUGCUUACCUGUGGUAACCGAUGACGUUUCCAGCCGGUUCGGGGCUGCCGAUGCGCGCAUCACGUCGUCGUGAAGCCGACAUGCGAAAGCAUACGCGAGGAGCAGUGAUUGUGCGCCGUGCCGACCGUCGACAGUAGUGUGAACGUGGUAACCCUAACCUAACUCUCGUCGUCGUUGUCGUCGUCUCGCGUCGUCAACUUAAGUUAAGUCGCGGUUUUUCUUCUAAUACAAUUUUUUUCGCUCAGUUUACAUCACAAUCGGGUACUUAUUGGUUGUUUUCAAGUUCGCUUGAGUAGAAGUGUUCACGUUGAUGGUUUUUAAAGCUACCGGGACAGAAUCUCAAGUAUCCGUUUUGGGUGCAUUUUCUAGAGCAAAACGACAACCGGCUUCGUGCGAGAACCCGCCUUAUUUGCAUUUAUCAUUGACAGAGAUUCUGCAAAUGAACUGACUGAUUGCGGGAAUUUAAUUUGAAUGGUCGGUGGUCGAUUUGGUUUCCGCAGAAGCUAAAUAGCAGUUAGUGUUUUGAACGGACGAAUCGAGAAGAUACCUUUUUUGAGAUUAUUGAUGAAAAUACCCAGUGAAGUGUAACAGCAAUCCCCAGAGAGGAAGGAGCAGGAUUCGAAGGUAGAAAAAACACAGUGUUGUACUGGGAAAAAUAUCAAUCUCCGAUAAUUAAAAGCAAGCAAUACAAAAUACGAGGAAGCGAAAAUCGAAAUUGAAUGAAGCUUAUGUGAGCAGAAUUUGAAGCAGUUUCUCUAUGAACCGUCGAAGUGAAGUGAAGUGAUACAGCUUCGCAGUUCAAUGGUAAAAGCAAUAUAAUUAAUUACCAUCCCCGUCGUCGUCAUCGUCGUCGUUUGUUGUCCUCUCGGUGCGAAGAAAACUAGGGUUGUUGAUUCAACUGUGUUUUUAUUUCUACUCCGUGCGUGGUAAUAAUUGUUGAGUCCCGCGUUCUUACGUUGCUACGACUGGUGUUUUAGAAAACAGUGUGACGGAUUGAAAAAAAAAACAGCAGUAAUUACGUUCCGAUAGAGGGUGGAUGCACAGCAGUUACCGGCAGCGUCAUCCCUAUCGCCAUAUCGGAUCAGUGAAUUGGAAUGUCAUUGAAGAAGGAAACCCUAUCAGAUGUACAGCUGCACUUGGCUGCAUUACGCGGAGACGAAAUGCUGUUGAAACGAGUGCUGGACAGUGGUAAAGUGCACGUGGAUUGCCGGGAUGAGGACUACACAACACCGCUUAUUUUGGCCGCCGCAGGAGGACACACCGCUUGCGUCAUAGAGCUGCUGGAACAGGGUGCAGAUCCGAAUGCGAGACGAGUGACCGGAACGACGGCGCUAUUUUUCGCAGCCCAAGGCGGCUACGUCGAUGUCGCAAGGAUACUACUGAAGGCUGGUGCACCGGUGGAUUGCUCUUCGGUGGAUGGUGGUACGCCGCUGUUUGUCGCCUGUCAAGGCGGACACGAGAACAUGGUUAGCGAGCUGCUCAGCUACGGAGCCAACGCUCAUGCCUGCAUGAAGGAUCACGCAACGCCGCUCUUCAUAGCCGCUCAGAACGGACAUAAUGCGGUGCUUAAGCUGCUGCUGGCAGCCGGUGCCCAUCCGGAUACUCCCCGGAACGAUGGUGCCACUCCGUUAUGGAUUGCCUCCCAAAUGGGUCACGAUCAUGUCGUCAAGAUGCUACUACUACAUGGUGCUUACGUGGAUGCUGUUCGAUGUGAUGGUGCAACGGCGCUCUUCAAGGCCGCCCACAAAGGUCACAGUUCCGUAGUUCACGAGCUACUCAAGUAUCGGCCCAAUUUGGGGCUUAUUCCGAACGGGGAAUCGGCACUUCAUGCGGCAGCAUUAUUUGGCCAUCUUCCGGUGGUGAAGCAGCUGAUCGGAGCCGGAUCGGAUGUCCUGUUGAAGAAUCAGGAUGGUCAGACCCCGUUGCAGAUCUCCCGACAGCAGAAGUAUCACGCCGUUUAUCAGUACCUGAAGGAUCGUGAACACUUUCUGCGUCACCAGAGUGCCUCGGUUGGUGGUAAGAGUCUCGUGUCAGCCAGCGCAGCCCCCGCGCCCUCGGUUGCCACGACGGUGGUCAUCAGCAGCUAGGCCAGGAAGCCGGUUGCCGACCAGGGCAACCAGACGAGUUGAAUUGUCUUCGAUUGUUGGUGAUGCUGUUGUUGCCAUUUAGUCGGUAUCUAUUUACUGUUUGAAACGCGAAUACCUGUGCUUCUAGUAAUUUAACUAUCCAACGCCUGAUCGGUGGUAGAAAUAAAGUCGUUAUAGUUGUUGUUUAUUGCCUGUUGUUUUACCGCCGAGUUCGCUAGUUUUCUCGAACGCGGUUCGGUGCUCAGCCGCGGGCUACCAGACGGCAACGGUAGUGUAUAAUUUAUGCGGUGCAACAGAUAGAAAUUAGACUAACAAAUAAGCGGUAGUAAAAAUAGAAAUACCUAUCAUUGGCUGGUUGGACUGUCCACAGCGUUCAAGUCCAAGAUGAUGGGGCAAAUUAGUCAGCGCUCUGUUGAUGAGUUUUUUUUCUAUCCAAAGCUCAAAAAAAACUUAUAGGCGAUCGACAGCAGAAAUGAUAUCCACAAACAGGAUUGACUAAGAGAAAGGGAAAAAACUAAAAUCUUAAUCAAAUGUCAACACAUUUAAUUAUUGAUUAGCUGAUACGAACCCGAAGCGUGGCCAAUAGCGCGUGUUAUCUCACCUUAGCGUAUUCUAGUGCAUUGAUAAAAUAUGCAUAAAAGAUAAUAUAUUGACAAAUAAAAACAAAAUCACACUAACAAACGACGCGCGCAAAAAUGUUUUGUUUAGAUCUGAAACAUAAAAGUAUAGAAUAGAGUUUUUCUUGCUCGUUAUAAAUUAACAAAUUUAUUAGCAUCAAGUAAUACAUUUCACAUAGAUAGACGAUAGUACGAAAAACCUACACAGUUCGUAAACACCAACAG
Wyeomyia smithii (pitcher-plant mosquito) is the source of this 3067-nucleotide messenger RNA. Its product is annotated as ankyrin repeat domain-containing protein 29. Lineage: Eukaryota; Metazoa; Arthropoda; Insecta; Diptera; Culicidae. The transcript has 8 exons. The record is from RefSeq and is a predicted model, not a curated record. The coding region runs from base 1233 to 2225 and encodes 330 amino acids. Gene Ontology annotation, molecular function: protein binding.